Messenger RNA from Macaca mulatta (Rhesus monkey), 318 nucleotides. RefSeq names its product cytochrome c oxidase copper chaperone COX17 (gene COX17). Gene Ontology annotation, biological process: mitochondrial respiratory chain complex IV assembly. The record is from RefSeq and is marked provisional. Gene Ontology annotation, cellular component: mitochondrial intermembrane space. Gene Ontology annotation, molecular function: copper ion binding; copper chaperone activity. Lineage: Eukaryota; Metazoa; Chordata; Mammalia; Primates; Cercopithecidae.
AAGAUGCCGGGUCUGGUCGACUCAAACCCUGCCCCGCCUGAGCCUCAGGAGAAGAAGCCGCUGAAGCCUUGCUGCGCUUGUCCGGAGACCAAGAAGGCGCGCGAUGCGUGUAUCAUCGAGAAAGGAGAAGAACACUGUGGACAUCUAAUUGAGGCCCACAAGGAAUGUAUGAGAGCUCUGGGAUUUAAAAUAUGAAAUGGUGGUCUGCUGUGUGAAUAAAUAAUUCCUGAAGAAUGAAGAAGAUUAAUUUUGGGAGUUCUUUGAUGAACUUUGAUAUGUGGAAAAAGUAUUUAUAAUUUAUUUUUAAAAGAAAGUAAA